Messenger RNA from Phyllostomus discolor (pale spear-nosed bat), 2340 nucleotides. Its product is annotated as olfactory receptor 51B6. The record is from RefSeq and is a predicted model, not a curated record. Gene Ontology annotation, biological process: G protein-coupled receptor signaling pathway. Gene Ontology annotation, molecular function: G protein-coupled receptor activity; olfactory receptor activity. Lineage: Eukaryota; Metazoa; Chordata; Mammalia; Chiroptera; Phyllostomidae. Bases 775 to 1713 code for a protein of 312 amino acids. The transcript has 2 exons. Gene Ontology annotation, cellular component: membrane.
AUCUCCAAAGCCAAGGGUGCACAUGAGGAUGAAAACUAUGGCUGGGAGGAGGCAUGAAGAGAGGCAGGACAAAGAGGGAGGGGCAAUUGGGAGCUGAAAUCAGAAGUGGACCCUGGAGAGGAGCUCCUAAUAUAAAUAUUCCUACCAGCCAGUAUUUUGUGAACAUUGUGUAAACGAUGGUGUUAAGACUAAAUCUUUGAUAAAGCUAAAGAUUCCAGAUUAAAGACUAUGGAACUGAAGAAUAAGAGAGAAACAAAAUUCAGGAUUUUUGUACUUGUUCUUAUAAAACUGCUCAAAACCAAUUUUCUAGUGAUUUGCUAGGUAGGUUUCACACAUUCUGGAAAACCUUUGCAUCCUCCCUGAUACCAUCAGCCAGAUAAGGGAUGCCAUAAAAAACACUGUAAGUUAAAACACUGUUAUAGCAUUAUUCAAACACAGUUAUUUCUUCUUUCAUUUUGUCCUUAUUUUUUUAGGUUAUGUAAUUUCUAAGGAUAUCAACCAGGUCUAUUCUGCAUAUAUUGCUGUAUCCUCAGUGGAUGGUUCAAUAACCUUGCAUAUGGGCAAUCCUCAAUCAUUUGUCGAGCUGUUCUUUAUACAUUUUAUUUUACAAUACUCAUCUCUUGGGAAUUACUAAAUUACUAUUCUUUCCAUCCCUGAAAGUCAAGACUAAUAAAUAUCUUAUGAACAGGAAGUACAUUCACAGAGCAGCUUCUAAGAACUAGAGCUUCUGCAGCAUCAUCUAAGGGAAAUAUUUUCUUUUUUGCAAGGCCUGCAAUGUGGCUCAACAUCACUGCUUCCCCAUUUCUGCUUACUGGCUUCCCAGGCAUGGAGAAGGUGCAUCACUGGAUCUCCAUACCAUUAUUAGUGGUCUACAUCUCCAUACUCCUCGGUAAUGGCACCCUUCUCUUUCUCAUCAAGGAUGAUCAAAACCUCCAUGAGCCCAUGUACUAUUUCUUAGCUAUGUUGGCAGCUACAGAUCUUGGAGUGACAUUGACCACAAUGCCCACAGUUCUGAGAGUUCUGUGGCUGAAUCACAGAGAAAUAGGCCACAGGACCUGCUUCUCUCAGGCCUACUUUAUCCAUACUCUUUCUAUAGUGGAGUCUGGUGUUUUGCUUGCCAUGGCCUAUGACCGUUUCAUUGCCAUCUGCAACCCCUUGAGAUAUACUUCCAUCCUUACCAAUACCAGGGUAAUGCAGAUUGGAAUGGGGGUAUUGACAAGGGCUGGUUUAUCGAUUAUGCCAAUAAUUAUUCGUCUUCACUGGUUUCCCUAUUGUCGAUCCCAUGUCCUCUCUCAUGCGUUCUGUCUACACCAAGAUGUCAUCAAGUUAGCCUGUGCUGACAUCACCUUCAAUCGUCUCUACCCAGUAGUUGUUGUAUUUGCAAUGGUCUUAUUGGACUUUUUCAUCAUCUGUUUUUCCUACAUUUUGAUCCUCAAGACUGUCAUAGGCAUUGCUUCUGGAGAAGAGAGGGCCAAGGCCCUCAACACAUGUGUCUCUCAUAUCUGCUGCCUCCUGGUUUUCUAUGUCACUGUAGUUGGUCUGACAUUUAUCCAUAGGUUUGGAAAGCAUGCCCCUCGUGUGGUCCAUAUCACAAUGAGCUACAUUUACUUCCUUUUCCCCCCUUUUAUGAACCCUAUCAUUUAUAGCAUUAAGACCAAACAGAUACAGAAUGGAAUAAGUCGCUUAUUCUCUCUGCCUCAUACUAGAGCAUAAAUUUGGAAAAGCUGACAGUUAGUUGGUAGGAGCAAUUAGGGAAAGUCAUGUCAACAGAAACUAACCUCUCUGCUAUUUAGAACAUCAUCUUACCCUGUUUAUUGGCUACUGAGUUGUAUAUGAUAUACCUGUAUUUACCAUGUAUAAUGUCGAAUUUUUUGCCCAAAUUUUUGAAGAAAAAUUAAGGAUGAACAUUAUACAUGGGUAUAAUUAUUAUAUACCAUGAGUAUAAUGAUCCUGUGUAUAAUGUUCACAAAAACAUGCAUGCACAUUAUACAUGGCAAAAUAUGGUAACAUAUAUAACACUAAGCACACAUUUCAAGUUUCCAACUAAUUUACUGUUUCUCAGGUAAUUCACCCUGUUUGGUGAAUCUAUGGCACUUGAAAUAUUAUUCUUGGUCUAUGAUAUUCACCACCAGAGUCUGAGUUAAAUUCCUUUGUUUCCCCUAUGUUCUGAAUAUAUUGGCUCUGAUGUACCUAGUAAUUACAUCCUUCAUCUCAGAUAUUUGUCUAGUUUUUUUUCACUUUCAUAGAGCUAGUUGUUAUCUAGAGAAUUGCACUAGGUAAUGCAAUGAGCCUUACUUUGUCCUCAGUUCAAUAUGCCAAAUCUAGGAAAAGUAUACAUGA